Messenger RNA from Cuscuta europaea, 770 nucleotides. The record is from the annotation of a GenBank genome assembly. Lineage: Eukaryota; Viridiplantae; Streptophyta; Magnoliopsida; Solanales; Convolvulaceae.
CUAAAAUUUCCCAUUGUAACAUUAUGUUUUUUUAAAGAAAGAACCUCAACUAGCACUAUAAAUAGUCGUUAAGUAGACGAGGAAAUUGCAAAACGCUAUCACCUUGCGUACGUAGGAUUUGGUGUAUGUAUGGAGCACUUAAAAGGUUCCGCUCUUGUUGCUUUACUUGUUUUUUCUACUUUUUUUAUGGUGUCCCAAAGUCGAAAUAUCAAUAUCGAUAACUCCCACGGAGAAGUCAAGCCUCAGGGCUUAGGGUUGGACUUGGGUAAUAUAGGUAUUGGUCUUGGCACUGGCAUCGGUAUAGGGCUGGGCGGAUCUGGGUCCGGUGCAGGUUCGGGUUCGGGCGGCUCAUCAUCAAGUUCGAGCUCAAGUUCGAGCUCUACGAGCUCCGGUGGAGGAGGUAAUGCGGGAUCGGAAGCUGGAUCAUAUGCAGGAUCAGGUGCUGGUUCAAAUAAUGACGGUGGUGGCCACGGAGGGAACGGAUAUGGCGGCGGCUAUGGAGGAGGUUACGGUGGCGGCGGCGGGCACUAAGUAGUACCCGGUCGGCCGGUGGUAGCUAAUAACUACAUCGGAAUAUUAAAGUGAGAAUAAAAUGAAAACUUUAAACCAUGUACUCCGUAUUAAAUACUUGGGUUAUUAAAUAUAUGACGCAGUACGUUCUUAUGUCACAUACUCAUAUGUAGGUAUGCUUUCUUUUCUAUAUUAAUCGAUACUUAUAAAAUGAUUGAGUUUGUAGCAUUAUUCUACGUACCAUCUAUUUGAAUGAGUUG